AUGACGAAUUGUGUGAAUUUAAUAACUCGCCACGGCUCAUUACGAGCGUGGAUAGUGAAUCUGGUGCUCGGGUGGUGUCUGUUUGCUAUUGAUCAUUACACCGUUGCUGGUGUUACAGUUGAAAUAUUUCCCCUGGCACCAUCUACGGAAUCGAUGAUACCGCCGCACAAUCACCGUUCUCACCCAUAUCAUAAGCCAUAUGCCACGGCCAAGAUGAAAAGCCAUAUCAAGCACAUUUUAAACAUUAACGAAGAAAACAGCACCCUGGAUAGUUAUUUGCUGUCGUUGUUUAAUAUGGAAAAUUUAAACCCCACGUACGUGUUUCUGCUCCCGACGGAAGGUAAGAACCAUGUGCGCAAGCUCAUCUACCAGCGCAGCGAUUUUGAGGAGGCCCAGUUCCCGAACGUAACCACCAUCAACAAGUUUAAUGGCAAAGCAAACCGAACGGUGGCCAGCAAACCGGGCAGUGAUAUGAUGCUGGAAAAGAAGAUCUUCGAGCACAUGGAGAAGGACACGAUGGAGGACGACGGUACGCGGAAAGUGAUCGAGGAGAAUGUGCGUACGGAGCGGAAUUUUAUUAAGUUUAUGGAUGAGUUAAAUCGUGAUCUGGAGGAGGAAGAGAAUCGACGGAUGUUGAAGGAAAGUUUGCGCAAGUCGCUGACACGAACGUCCACUACUACAGCACUAUUUACACCCUAUACGUACCGAAGCACGCAAACUAUUAGCUGGGAUGAUCUUGGGUUGGAAGGAUGGGCUGGUGGGUUGCGAGAAAUUCAGGGCCAUCGAUUCGAUCAUCCCGUGCUGGAAAAGCCUAAAACUACCACACCACCACAAACGAUGCUUCACGCGAGCUUUAAUGCAGUUCAGCAGCUUCCGGUACGUCCAACUAUAUCGCUCGGAUCGCCAAUGAAGACGAUCAUUAAUCAGACGGCCGUGGCUAGUGCGGCUGCCCGAUACAAACAGACCGGCGUUCUGCUGAGCGAAAACAUUGGCGCUAAGCUGCAGGAAAUCUACAAACGGACCAACGGGAGUAAUGCUCGGAUCAAGUGGCCAAUCACAAAUAGCCGGGACGCACAUCGGGAUGAGGAUGUGUUUAUAGCGCGCGCCAACAAUCCUUUCGGUCAUUCGACCAAGUGGCGUUGGAGCAACGAAACAGACCAGGAGGAUCCGCUGAAGGUGGAGGUCCAAUCGUCACGUGACGGUCGAGCGAAGCGUGGCGUGUACAACCUUUACUCGAUGAUCAAAUGUGCGACCGGGUGUGAUCCCAUCAUCUACAAGGGUUACGGGUGCUACUGUGGAUUUUUAGGUUCCGGUCAGGCACUGGAUGGUAUCGAUCGAUGUUGCAAGAUGCAUGACUACUGCUACAGCACUGCCAACUGUCCAAUGUUUUUGGAGUACUUCGUGCCGUACCUGUGGAAGUGUUACCGGGGUCGUCCGCUGUGUGCAAUCGAUCACGGUGAGUGGGGUGGACCCGGCUCGUGUGCAUCUCGGCUGUGCCAUUGCGAUCUGUCGCUAUCGAAGUGCCUUCGGCGGUACUAUUGUCCACGGAAGCGAAAUGUCUGUACCACCUCACCGUUGCGGUUACUACAGAAUCUUGUGAUGGUUUUCUAG
This is a messenger RNA of Anopheles maculipalpis, 1611 nucleotides long. RefSeq lists its product as uncharacterized. Lineage: Eukaryota; Metazoa; Arthropoda; Insecta; Diptera; Culicidae. The record is from RefSeq and is a predicted model, not a curated record. Gene Ontology annotation, molecular function: calcium ion binding; A2-type glycerophospholipase activity. The transcript has 5 exons. The coding region runs from base 1 to 1611 and encodes 536 amino acids. Gene Ontology annotation, biological process: arachidonate secretion; lipid catabolic process; phospholipid metabolic process.